Morchella importuna is the source of this 309-nucleotide messenger RNA. RefSeq lists its product as uncharacterized. The record is from RefSeq and is a predicted model, not a curated record. The transcript is spliced from 3 exons. Lineage: Eukaryota; Fungi; Ascomycota; Pezizomycetes; Pezizales; Morchellaceae. Bases 1 to 309 code for a protein of 102 amino acids.
AUGGCAAACUUCGACGAUCUCCCGCGGCGCAAGGUACCCGCCGCCUCGCCGGCGCCCCAGAACUCCAGAUACCCGCAGUUCCCAGACGGCAUCCCGCGCCCGCUGUCGCCGGGGGAGCUGCCGAGUAAAUACAAGCCGGCCGAGCGAAGAGUGAGGGUAAUGAUCAUUGCGCUGCCAAUUGCGAUUGUUACCAGUUGGGUGUUGUGGAAUCGACUGGUUAAAGGCGAGGAGCGGAAGGUUCUUGUCCGCCACGCUUCUACUACUCCUCCUGCUAUGGACUCAGGUAGUACGGGGCCCACCACAGCAUAA